AUGGAACCAACAAGAGCAACAGACGUCAAAGAGACAAUUGACAUUCUCUAUGAAAUGGCCAACAUGCUGAAUACAGGUCUUGACAGAGAAACAGUGAGCUUAUGCGUCUCUUUGUGUGAGCGAGGCGUCAAUCCAGAAGCACUUGCCACUGUGAUCAGAGAACUGAAAGAGCUUGAAAGCAGCCAAGCAUCCGCAGCAACUACAUCAUCCUCAAGACACUAA
Messenger RNA from Mucor velutinosus, 222 nucleotides. RefSeq lists its product as uncharacterized. The coding region runs from base 1 to 222 and encodes 73 amino acids. The transcript is spliced from 3 exons. NCBI's taxonomy places the organism in Eukaryota, Fungi, Mucoromycota, Mucoromycetes, Mucorales, Mucoraceae. The record is from RefSeq and is a predicted model, not a curated record. Gene Ontology annotation, biological process: mitotic spindle assembly; microtubule nucleation by interphase microtubule organizing center; gamma-tubulin complex localization. Gene Ontology annotation, cellular component: spindle; mitotic spindle pole body; gamma-tubulin ring complex.